This is a messenger RNA of Bombina bombina (fire-bellied toad), 7998 nucleotides long. RefSeq names its product chromodomain helicase DNA binding protein 8 (gene CHD8). The record is from RefSeq and is a predicted model, not a curated record. Gene Ontology annotation, molecular function: ATP binding; ATP-dependent chromatin remodeler activity; protein binding. The transcript has 37 exons. NCBI's taxonomy places the organism in Eukaryota, Metazoa, Chordata, Amphibia, Anura, Bombinatoridae. The coding region runs from base 250 to 7311 and encodes 2353 amino acids. Gene Ontology annotation, biological process: chromatin remodeling.
CGCACGACACAGCCAUGCUCAGCACAGCCGGGACCAGCUCAUAAAGGGUCAACAGCGGCUGGGACACGGGCAGCGUGACGUCACAGGUGAGACUGGGCGUUGACGUCACGGAUUGGGGUCACAGGCAAUCAUUCUUAACUCUUUUAGUUGUCGCCUUAUUGUGGCUUCGGUAGUGACUGAAUUUCAUAUUUGCUUACCCUUUCAUACAGGGGAAGGCUCAUUGCCUUCCCCUUUUAUUGCUGAACAGAGAUGGCUGACCCAAUUAUGGACUUAUUUGAUGAUCCAAACCUGUUUGGUCUUGAAUCUCUGACUGGGGAUUCCUUCAGCAGAGAUGGGCCAGACACAAUAGAUGAGGCCUUGGGCUUAAGUGGUGUACUGGAGCAACUGGUAGCAGAGAAAGCACAGCCAAGCACAGAACAUAUUACUAGUGAGGUUAAACCACAGCAAACCGAGCCUCUUGUCCUGCAAGACACAUCUGCACUUGUCACCACCACUACCACCACCACAGAAACAACAUUACCCUCUCAAGCCACUGUAAACCAAGAGCCUUUAAACCAAGGAAACCCGUUUAUGGGGGCUACCAGUGCAGGAACAGGUGCCCCCAAAAUUAUGAUUUUGAAGGCACCACCAGGAAUGACUGUUGCAGGCUCUCCUAUGACACAGAUCCAGUCUCUAACUACUGGCCAGGCGCCAAAUGGAGGCAAAGUGACCUUUGCUAAGGUGCUUACUGGAACUCCAUUGAGACCAGGGGUUUCCAUUGUAUCUGGGAACACUGUACUGGCCAAAAUGCCAAGUACAGUUGCUGGGAAUCAGCCAGGAGUUUCUAGACCUGUCCGUCAGCUGCUACUUCAACCUAUUCGCAGCCAUCCGAGCACAGGUGCCACUGAUGGCAACACAGGGAUUAAACCUGGAGUCACUUUUACCUCAGCACCAGGACAGGGUGAUGCUAAGCGCAUCACUCUGGUGCUGCAGCAGCCUAACCAAGCUGGUUCUGGGGCAAUGCAGGGGCAGCGUCAUGUUUUGCUUGGUGGUCUACCUGGAAAAAUUGUCCUUCAAGGGAACCAGCUUGCAGCUCUAACUCAGGCCAAGAACCCUCAGGGGCAACCAGCCAAAGUUGUGACCAUUCAACUACAAGUCCAGCAGCAACCGGGGACCACAGGACAAGCCCCACAGAAGUUUCAGAUUGUUCAGCAGGCUUCCGGGGGAUUGACACUUACACAAGCUGGACAGCAGACCCAAGUUCUCAAUCAGCAGGGGGCACAAAGGCUUUCUGUCCCUCUCAAAGUUGUUCUGCAGCCACAGGCGGGUUCCUCCUUGAGUGCCACUCAAGGACUGUCAGUGGUAAAAGUCUUGAAUGCCAGUGAAGUUGCAAGUCUCACAUCAGGAAAGGCUGGAGCCUCUGGAGCUGGCGAAUCCCGAAAGAUGGAACACCAGAAGAAACAGGAGAAAGCCAACCGUAUAGUGGCAGAAGCCAUUGCCAGGGCUCGGGCUAGGGGUGAGCAGAACAUUCCCCGAGUUCUGAAUGAGGAUGAACUUCCAAGUGUCAACCCUGAUGAUGAUGAUGACAGCAGCAGAAGAAAAAGAAAGAAGAAGAAGGGUGAGACUGGGGACCUGUCCAAAGAUGACAGACCUAAAAAGUCAAAGGCGAGUGGAAGUUCUAGAUCCAGAAGUAAAACCAAGCCAAGUACAAUUACUCCUAUUGUGGGAAAGAAAAGAAAGCGGAACCUUUCUUCUGAUAAUUCUGAUGCAGAGGUUGUUCCAUCUCAGGCUUCUCCUGCUGAAGAUGAAGAGAGCAUUCAGAAGAGACGGUCAAAUCGCCAGGUAAAACGUAAGAAGUACACCGAAGACCUGGAUAUCAAAAUAACAGAUGAUGAAGAUGAAGAGGAGGUUGAUGUAACAGGACCUGUGAAGGUUGAACCUGUUCUUUUUCCUGAUCCUGCACAGAUUCCUGAUGAGUCUUUGCCAACCUCCAUGCAGUUCUUUGUAGAAAACCCAAGUGAAGAAGAUGGUGCUGUUGUGGAUAAAAUUCUUUCUAUGAGGGUGGUUAAAAAAGAGCUUUCUUCUGGAGCUUAUUUUGAUGCUGAGGAAUUUUUUGUCAAGUAUAAAAAUUAUUCCUACCUUCAUUGUGAAUGGGCCACCAUUGAGCAGCUGGAGAAGGAUAAACGCAUUCAUCAGAAGCUCAAACGCUUCAAGGCCAAGAUGGCUCAGAUGCGACAUUUCAUGCUAGAGGAUGAGGAGUCUUUCAACCCUGACUAUGUAGAGGUGGAUCGGAUCCUUGAUGAGUCACAUAGCAUUGACAAGGACAAUGGGGAGCCGGUGGUGUAUUAUUUGGUAAAGUGGUGUUCCCUGCCAUAUGAGGACAGCACGUGGGAGCUCAAAGAGGAUGUGGACGAUGGAAAAAUAGAGGAAUUUAAGCGCAUCCAGUCUCGACAGCCCUGCUUAAAACGUGUGGUCCGUCCAGCAGCCACAUCAUGGAAGAAGCUGGAGCUUUCAAAGGAGUAUCAAAAUGGAAACCAAUUAAGAGAAUAUCAGCUAGAGGGAGUAAACUGGCUUCUCUUUAACUGGUACAACAGGCAGAACUGUAUUUUGGCUGAUGAAAUGGGCCUGGGAAAGACCAUCCAGUCAAUAACCUUUCUACAGGAGGUUUAUAAUAUGGGACUGCGAGGACCCUUUCUAGUAAUAGCCCCUCUUUCCACCAUCACAAACUGGGAAAGAGAAUUUGCCAGUUGGACUCAAAUGAAUACCAUUGUAUAUCAUGGCAGCCUGGCCAGCCGGCAAAUGAUCCAGCAGUAUGAAAUGUAUUGCAAAGACUCCAAGAGUCAUCUGAUUCCAGGAGCAUACAAAUUUGAUGCCCUAAUCACUACUUUUGAGAUGGUACUGUCAGAUUGCCCCGAGCUACGUGAGAUUGAGUGGCGUUGUGUCAUUAUCGAUGAGGCUCAUAGACUGAAAAAUCGGAACUGCAAAUUAUUAGACAGCCUGAAGCACAUGGAUUUGGAACACAAAGUUCUCCUGACUGGUACUCCCUUGCAGAAUACAGUGGAAGAACUAUUCAGCCUGCUACAUUUUCUGGAGCCCUCCCAGUUUUCAUCUGAAGCAGAGUUCCUCAAGGACUUUGGGGACCUGAAGACAGAGGAACAGGUGCAGAAAUUGCAAGCAAUUCUAAAGCCCAUGAUGCUCAGAAGAUUGAAAGAAGAUGUGGAGAAGAAUUUGGCCCCAAAACAGGAGACUAUUAUUGAGGUGGAACUAACCAACAUUCAGAAGAAGUAUUACCGAGCCAUUUUAGAGAAGAACUUCUCAUUCCUGACAAAAGGAGCUAGCCAGUCCAACACCCCUAACUUGCUAAACACCAUGAUGGAAUUACGCAAGUGCUGCAAUCACCCCUACCUGAUCACCGGAGCCGAAGAGAAAAUCCUGUCAGAUUUCCGAGAGGCAACCCCUGUGGUCCCUUUUGACUUCCACCUGCAGGCUAUGGUUCGCUCCUCUGGUAAACUGGUGCUUAUUGAUAAACUGUUGCCUAAGCUGAAAGCUGGAGGCCACAAGGUUCUUAUCUUCUCCCAGAUGGUGCGAUGUCUAGACAUCUUAGAAGACUAUCUCAUUCAAAGGAGAUACUUGUAUGAGCGAAUAGAUGGCAGAGUUCGUGGUAAUAUGCGUCAAGCAGCAAUUGAUCGUUUUAGUCGACCAGACUCUGAUCGUUUUGUGUUUCUUCUGUGUACACGAGCGGGUGGGCUUGGAAUCAACCUAACAGCUGCUGACACCUGUAUCAUUUUUGACUCCGACUGGAAUCCUCAGAAUGAUCUGCAGGCACAGGCUCGUUGUCAUCGCAUAGGACAAAGCAAAGCUGUGAAAAUUUACCGCCUAAUUACUCGUAACUCUUAUGAAAGAGAAAUGUUUGACAAAGCCAGUCUGAAACUUGGCCUUGACAAAGCUGUGCUCCAGUCUAUGAGCGGCCGUGAAAAUCAUCUUAGUGGGCCCAUCCAGCAGUUCACAAAGAAGGAAAUUGAAGAUCUGUUGAGAAAAGGAGCCUAUGCAGCAAUCAUGGAUGAGGAUGAUGAGGGCUCUAAGUUCUGUGAAGAAGAUAUUGACCAGAUCCUCCAGAGGCGCGCUACAACAAUCACAAUAGAGUCUGAGGGAAAGGGAUCAACCUUCUCAAAGGCAAGUUUUGUUGCUUCUGAGAAUAGAACAGACAUAUCACUGGAUGAUCCCAACUUCUGGCAGAAGUGGGCCAAGAAAGCAGAUUUGGACCUGGACCUUCUAAAUAGUAAAAAUACACUAGUGAUAGACACCCCUCGUAUACGAAAGCAAACACGUCAUUUCAGCAACAAAGAUGAUGAUAUGGUGGAGUUUUCUGACCUGGAGAGUGAUGAUGAUGACCGACCUCGUUCCCGGCGGCUAGAUAGAAAACAUGGCUAUGGGCGCACAGAUUGCUUCCGUGUGGAAAAACAUCUGCUGGUGUAUGGCUGGGGACGCUGGAAAGAGAUCAUUUCUCAUGGGCGUUUCAAGAGAGGGAUGACUGAAAGGGAUGUAGAGAGGAUCUGUAGAGCUAUCCUAGUGUAUUGUCUGUUGCAUUACCGAGGUGAUGAGAAUAUAAAGAGCUUCAUCUGGGACCUCAUUACCCCAGCUGAAAAUGGCAAAAUAAAACAGCUACAGAACCACUCAGGAUUAUCAAUCCCUGUCCCCAGAGGACGCAAAGGGAAAAAAGUGAAAUCUCAAAGUAGCUUUGAUAUACACAAGGCUGACUGGAUCCGCAAGUAUAACCCAGACACUCUGUUCCAGGAUGAUGGUUACAAGAAACAUCUGAAACAUCAGUGCAACAAGGUAUUACUGCGGGUCCGUAUGCUUUACUAUCUGAAGCAAGAGGUGAUUGGAAACCAGGCUAUGAAAGUACUUGGAGGAGUGGACGCCAGGAAGAUAGACAUCUGGUUCCCACAGGUGGAUCAGCUGGAAGUUCCUUCACUCUGGUGGGACAGUGAGGCUGACAAGUCCCUGCUUAUUGGGGUCUUCAAACACGGUUAUGAGAAGUACAACACCAUGCGAGCAGAUCCUGCUCUCUGUUUCUUAGAAAAGGUGGGAGGUCCAGAUGAACAAGCCAUUGCAGCAGAGCAUCACGCUCAGGACUUUGCUGAGCUAACAGAAGGUGGAGACUUUGAUCGGGAUAUAGAAGAUCCAGAAUACAGACCGCUCCACGCACAAAAAGAUCCAGAGGAUGAGAUCGACUCACUAAUGAUGGAUGAAGAAAUAUCUGUUGUGGAUGGCGAAGAAGCUAUCCCUAUGCCCAGUGGAGUAACAUGGCCCCCUGCUUCUGCUUUGACUGCACGCCUGCGCCGCCUUAUCACUGCCUAUCAGCGUAGCUAUAAACGUGAGCAGCUGAAAAUGGAGGCAGCAGAGCGGGGUGACCGACGCAGGAAGCGAUGUGAAGCCGCUUUCAAGUUAAAAGAAAUUGCACGUAGGGAGAAACAGCAACGGUGGACUCGUAGAGAAGCGUGUGACUUUUUCAGGGUAUUGUCUAGCUUUGGUGUAGAAUAUGACCCGGACACACAACAUUAUGAUUGGCAGAGGUUUCGUGUCUUGGCACGGUUAGACAAAAAAUCAGAUGAGUCCUUACUGAAGUACUUCCAUGGAUUUGUGGCCAUGUGCCGGCAAGUCUGCCGCUUACCACCUGCUGCAGGGGACGAGCCUCCAGACCCAUCCUUGUUUAUUGAGCCAAUUUCCGAGGAGCGUGCAUCUCGUGCCCUGUUUCGUCUGGAUCUUUUACGAAGGGUGCGGGAACAAGUCUUGUGUCAUCCCCUACUCCCAGCUCGUCUUUCUCUUUGUAGACCGGACCCAGAACUGCCAGAGUGGUGGGAGAGUGGGCGUCAUGAUGGUGAGCUGCUACAGGGUGCAGCACAAUACGGACUGAGCCGCACAGACCUCACACUUAUGCCAGACCCUGCUUUCUCAUUCCUACGCUGUCGGCUCAGCUACCUCCAGUCUAAGGGCAUGACUGGACUUUCUCGCCCUUCUACCCCAACUGUAGUUCCUUCCCUACCUCCCACAGACGUUCAGCACUAUCAAAUGUUGUCCCUUCCUUCAUCUGUAAGCUCUUCCCCUGCUCCACGUAGAUCCUCAUCUUCUUCAUCUUCCUCUUCAUCCUCCAACUCGGACAAUUCUUCUGAUGAGAGCAAUGGAGGAAAAACAACCAAAAUGAACGCAGGUGUAUCUCACUCACAUCUGUAUGAUGAAGAAAGUCGACCAUCUCUCACAGCCUCCCCCAUUGACCUCAAUACUGAGGGCAACGUUCAGACUGGGGCACUGGAGACAACAUCCAGUACAGACUGGCCAAAGGAUCGAGUUCUUAUCUGUCGAAUAGAACAAGUUUGCAAUGCUGUGCUAACUGGUAAAUGGGCAUCACCUCGGCGGAUUUCAGAUACUCUUAGUGACAGCCCUGAUAGCCUAUCACCAGAUCCAGAGGAGAAGAGCCCUGCCCACUUCUCACAGGUCCGACCUUCUCCCGAUCCCAAGGAGUUUACCAUCCAAAUUAAGAGUGAAGAAGGGCUGAAAAUGAAAUUCCAGAAGCAUAGGCUCCUUGAUAAUGGGUCCAUAGACUCCACAUCUCACACCCACAAGAAAAAGAGUAAAAAGAAAUCAUUGCAGGUGGAGUUGGACAAGGAUGCUAGAAUUCCAGUAGUGAAUCAGAGAGAUGGUACAUUGCUGCUGGGUGAGGAAGCUCCACGACGAUGUCAGUUACAGGAGUGGCUAAUCCGACAUCCUGACUAUGUGGUGGAACCUCGUUUCCUUCAGUACAUGGAGACCCGAAGAAAACAUAAAAAACAUAAGAGCAAAAAAUCCAAAUCCUCCUCUUCUUCAAUCACAAGUAUGGGAGGAAUUCAGCCCUCACACCAUCAUCAUCACCAUCACCACCAUCACAAUGGGAAGAAGUCUUCUCUCCCGGAAAACAGCUUUGAAACACGAAACCUACCUACAGCUGCCAAGAAGAGGAAGAAACGUCCUCCUUCAAAGAUCAUUAUGUCAUCUUCUUUGCAAGGAGCUGUUGACUCUUCCCCCUCCUAUACCCAGAAUCCUCAACCUGAUCCAACCUUAAGAUCCAUGUAUGGGGCAGCUGAAGGGGGGCUACUUCACCCUACAGGACUCAGCAGUAUGGGAUUUUCCCGCUUCCAUCCCUUGAACACAUCUGCCUCAGGCAGGAUGCAGGGAUCCUCCUAUGGAGAGGAGUUACCAGGCUAUGAGCCCGCCCAACGACAUUUUUCUCUGCUGGAUGAUCCCAUGAUGCCAGCAAACUCCUCAUCCAGUGAUGAUGAACUGGACAGACCCUGACAGGACCCUUCCCCUAAAGGGGAAUUACAAACUGCAUACAGAGAAACAAGGACAACAACCCUCUGUUUAGACACCUAGGCAAUGUUACUUCUCAACGGAUGCUCUUUUUCCUCCCAUAGUUAUCCUCUCCAGCUACUUGUCCUAGGGUCCACUGCAGCAAAAUUAAUGCCAGGAUUGUUAAGGACUAUUUAAUGAGGCUUGUGGGGUAUUAUUAUUUUUAUUAUUAUCAGCAUUUUUUUUUUGCUGGAGGGGCCUUUUUCCACACUCCUGCACAGAAGAGGUUGAAACGUUUUCGAGAAAUCUUACAGUGCAAUAAGGCACUUCAGGAACUGGGUGACAAAGUCUCUCUCUCCCAUCUGGGAUGCUCCACUAUUUACCCAGCCCUGCUGUGCGUAACUCCCAGAAGUUACUCGGAGGUUACAUGAAGUGGAGAUGAGCAGAAUGUCACUGCUAUUUGUUGUUCAGCAUGUGACUGAGAAGAAAAAAAGAUAAAAAACAAACUUUCUGCAAUGCAAAACAGGGUUACCUGUGAGGGAGGGAGGGUAGGGACAUUUUCUGUUUCUGUGUACAUGUGGGACCUGACAUUGGGGCAGAAACUGCAAUUUGUACAAAAUGGGGGGAGUAAAAGACUCAAGGUUCCACUCUCCCUCAGUCAUCAGUGAAAUAUGAAUAAAUUUCUUGAAUUAA